UCUAUGCCUACGGAGGGGCGGGUGAAGGGUUUGAGCACACAAAAAACUUCUGGAGUGUCAAGGGUAAACUUUGCUGGAACAGAAUCCAAUACUAUUGAAGUCAAUGGUGAGUCCUUCUUCAGACUUGGUUAAACAACAGAAAAACCACAACAUGCCUCCAUACUGCUUCUGUGGUGUCAUAUGGUGUCUGCAAGCCCCAACAUUCAAAUUCGACUCAAAACGUGUUUUUUGCCUAAAUGUCCUCUGACAUCUUCCAAUGAGGUGCACUCAGGGACCGUCGGAAAUGCUAACGUCCGCAAGCUUAGCUCUUUGGCUGAAAACACAAUGUUAUUGAACUUUUUUCUAGUCUAAUGUGAAUGUUGGGGCUUCCGGACACUUGGAUGACACCACACGCGCAGUAUGAAGGCAUGUUAUGAUUUUUCAGUUGUUUUGUUACAUCUGAAGAUAGGUCACUAAUCAGCUAAACCAUUUACCCCUGAAACUCCAAAAGUGCUGGACUCAAACACUUCACCCACCCCUCCAUCAGCAUUGGGGAAAUUAAUCUUUUCGAUCAGUGGCCAAAACGUCCCUGAGCAUCACACCAAUAGAAAACAGCAACAGAAAAAACCUUUCAACUAGCCAAUCACCACCUUCAUUUCCUUUAACGGAAAAGUCUGCACAGGAUAUGAACCCAAGUUUAGACUUUUGGACUAGAGUGUCUUUCUUUAUCUGAUCGUGAUCAAAGAUGGAUCAGUUGCAUGUUCUCAUCAUCCUUCUCGGGCUGUUGCCAGCAGUCAAGCUCAUGUCUCUGGAUCAGUGUUGAAUCUGACAGUGAGCCCAGGAGAAAACGCCACUCUCUAUUGUGACUGCAAAAGUUCCACUGGAGUAUAUAUAGUGUGGUACAGGAACUGUUCUCAUGUGAACCAGCCAACGCUUGUUAUGAAGACAAGAUACCCAUCUGAAGAAUUACCACUAAACCGUGAAUACAAAGACAAUCUGCAUCCCUUCUCUCGUUUCCACCUGAUGGAGAAUAACUUAUCUGAAUCCUACGACCUGCUGAUCACGAACAUCAGUGACUCUGAUGAGGGUCUCUACUACUGUGGAACAGAAGAGGCCAACACGGGGAAGAAUGAACACCAGGAUAAAUAUAUACCUACAAGAUAUGGCAAUGUCACAAGAAUGAUUUUAACGUUUGAGUCUGAACAACGUGAGACUGCUCAAAGCUGUGAUCUGUGCUGGAAGCUGCUUUUCUCUCUGUGUCCAGCUUCCGCCGUUCUCUCCUCUCUCCUGUCGUCCAGUCUGGUCUAUCACUUCUGUAGGAGAACAGCUAAAGAUAUCCACGAGGAAGGAUCUAAUUCCAGUGAUCGCACAAGAGGAAAUCAGGACGGAGACGUGUGUUACGCUGCACUGGAAAUCCGACAGCCCACACAGAGACCAAAGAGGAAGAAAACACAGAGUUCUGACUUCAGCACCUAUUCUGACAUCAACACGUGCAGGUCGUAAAGUGUGAUGUGAUGGAACAUAAGUAAACGUUUGACAGCUUUAUCAGUAAACCCACAGCCUCAUCCUUUGUCUGUGGUGGUGAUAUCUGACGGGUGUGGACUAACAACAGUGUGAUGUCGAGUCAACAUUCACAUUCAACCUAAUCUGCAUGUCUAUGGACAGGAAGUGACAACAGACAGAAUAAACACCUGUACGUGUGAACUACGAAAAAAUGUUCACCAUAUAUAUAUAUGAUUAUACGAAACGCUGUUGAAACAGAAGUGACACAAUGACACAAAGCAACACAACAACAGACAUAUUCUGCAUUUUUUGCAGCCAUAUAAUACUGUGCUGAAUCUAUUUCUCUGGAGCAGUUUAAAACAAAAAUACAAAAAAUAUACAAAAGAGACGAUUACUACCUCAGUAAAAUAAUUUGUGCUGACGACACAAAAUAUGUGAACAAAACCAGAGGACAGGCCCGGUCGAGGGCCUGGGCGUGUCGAUCCCCUGCAGUGCAGACUAGCUCUGUGGAUAUGUAAAAUAUAAGAUUCAGAUCAUAAGCCUUCAGGCUGUAUAAUAAUGUAUAAAGCAGUGUAUCACUACUCACUAGCUACAGGGUUUCCACUCGGUCAAGUAAAAUAAAAUGGAAUAUUCUGAAUUCAAUGUCUUAAAUAUGUUCAAAUAUUGCGUACUAGGUCUUCAAUACAUUUAGGUAGGUCUGUUAUAUGUUAACAUUAUUUUAAUGCUACUUCCUAUGUGCUUUAAAAUGAGUUGUGUCUUGUUUUGUCUCAGUGUUGUAGUUCUUUCUGAACGAUAUUUCCAAGCUUUGUGGAUUUUAGUUUUGCUGAUGCAGGAAGUGUAUUUUGUGAAGUAUUGUAAAAGAAGAUUAAACUACAAACAAGAGGAACUGAAAAGUCAGAACGGGUCCGAAUUACUCUCGUUUUCUAUGUGGGAAAGACUAUUCUGUCACUGUGAGAAUCCUGGUCGGUGUUUUUUUUUUAUGUGAAAUGAUUCAUUUUCAGGGCAACAACAGCAGAAAACCACACAAAGCUUUGUUGACCUCUAUCACUAAGGGAAGCUCUGCAUAAGAGUCCACUGUGAAUGAUGCGUUGGUAGAACUCACUCGAAUGCCCCUGCGAUGUGUUGUGAAUGUGUGUGUGGCAGCUUCCUGUUUCUAUUUGGACUUUCAAUUAUCUCAAAAGAAGUAAAAAUUAAAAAAAAACACAGUGAACAUGUGAUCUCCUGUUCUCCUCCAGAGUAAAACAGUCUGUGUUCUUGUCAAACCUCCACUGCACAGGCUGCAUGAGGUGAUCGGGUCAGAGUAAAUCCCUCCUCGUAUCUGUGCAUUAUUUUUUGCAGAUCUGUCAGCCGUGUUUAGUUUUUUUUUUGUGUGUAACUGAAAUAGAAUGAGUUCUGAGGGACAGCUGGCAGGUCAGGGGUGAGUUGGGCACCACUUAGUGUCUAAACUGGGAAGUGCAGUACAGUGGCCAUAGUACAUUACAUUAUAUUUCGUUUAGCUGACGCUUUUAUCCGAAGCGACUAAAGGCCGGCGCAUGCUUCUGUGUUUUCAGGGACAAGCAAGCACCCUUCUUGCGUGCUAGCGUGCGUCGCCCAAUUUUUCAUCAUCCUUUCCGGAGUCGCAUUUCCGGUUUCAUGCCCCAUAAUACCGGCAGAAACCACGGAAGACUUAGAAGAACAAAUAUGGACCAAAUAGAAGAGCGUUUGGCAGAAGAGAUCCGAAAGUAUGAUGACUUGUAUAACCCGUCAUUUACUGGCGGAUUUGUCCGCAACCCUUGGAGAACCAUAAAUUAAAACAAGUCCGUCGACACAGCUGCAUGAAAAGCGCAUUCAACCCUGAGGGUAAAAAGCCAGAACAACAAGAGUCCAGUAAGUACAAUUUCUUCAAAAAUAAAGUAAACAUACAAAGUUCUAUAAGUAAGUGCCAUUUAAGUGCUACUAAAUUGUUAGUUUAAAAAAAAAAGUUGAUGAUGCGGGCCAAUUAAAAAUGCAUGGCGGGCUGCAGUUGGCCCGCGGACCGUAGUUUGCACACCCCUGCCUUAGACAAAACAAAAGAAGAAAAGAAAAAAAAAAGAAACCGCACAAUAAAAAAAUGCCCAUUCAACGAGCCAAUCACCACGGACAUUGCCUUUAAAGGAAAAGUCUGUACAGGUUAUAUAUCUGCAGUGCGAUGUCGCGUUGCGUCUUUUAGCUGUUUUUCAACUACGGUCAUCUCCAGACAUGGAUGGGCUCCAAAUUGUUCUCAUCGUUCUCUUCGAAGUUGUUUCCUGCAGUCGCCAUGAAAUUACUGGAUCGCUGUCAGAGGUGACGGUCAGACGAGGAGACAACGUCACCGUCUACUGUGACUGCAAACUGUCCACCGGGGUUUACAUCGUGUGGUACAGGAACUGUUCCCACGAGAACCAGCCCACUCUCGCUCUUAAAGCAAAACCUAAUUAUUUGGUUGAUUUUCAGUUUUUGAAGAACUUUACUUCUAACUCCUUUGACCUGCUGAUCAUUAACGUCACCGAGUCUGAUGAGGGGCUUUACUACUGUGGCAAUGAGGAGAUGAAGGUGGUGGACACGGAAAGGAUCAUCCCCAAAUAUUUUCAAAGUUACGGCAAAGGGACAACAAGGAUCCUACUGACUUCCAGGGAUGACCACAGUGGAUGCAGCUCGAGCAGUGGCUUUGCGUCCUGGAGGCUGGUGGUGUUGGCGCCAGCCGUCGCUAUUCUCUCCUCUCUCCUCUCCUUUAUUUUGGUUCACCACUUCUGUCAGAAAUCAGAUAAAGAGCCUCAGGUUCAGAGAAGCAGAACAAACAGAAGCAGGAGGAAGAUACGUGUUUAACACAAGUCGUGUUCCAUAGAAAGGACGGAUACAAACAGCAGCAGACAGAGGAUGGAGAGUACACCACCUUUGUUCAGGCAGCAAACAGAAUUUAAAUAGUUUCAGAAUUCUGAAUGUUUGAAUUUAGGUCAGCCGUUUUUAGGCUCUCAAGCAAACGUAAAGACCGUUGACCUAAAUCCGUGUUGGUCCUUUGGUUUAAGACGCACAGUGCUUUUCAAACCACAAAGAGGGCCGAUACACUGACCAGCUACAUUCACAUUUUCACUGGGUUAUAUUUACUUUUUCUAUAAUAACUGUUGUGACAUUGUUCUCCCUGAACUGGUUAACCUCAAAGUUUUCUAACUGUGAUUGACUGUUGUCUUUAUUAUAACAUUUGGAAACAAUGUCCCCCGCUGAAUUCUCUCCUGUGCGCUUUGCGCGAAUAAAAACAAAAUAUAUAAUAAAUAUUAUAACGACAGUAAAAGGUUUCUUUCUUGUUAUGUAGACAAUUUCAAGUUAUUUAUCUAUUUAAUUAUGAGAUAAUAUCACAUACAUUUCUGAUUUAACUCAUUUAUGUAGCAAGUAGUCACUAUGUAAUAUACAGAUGAUACAGGAUGUCCAAUGUUGGCUGUGAAAACACAAUGCACAAUGUUAAAAUGAUUAUUAAAUGAACAAAGAAAUUAAAAUAACAGAAUAAAAUUGAAUAUAAUGUACACAAAUAUAUCGGCCAUUAGGCUAUAUGGGCAGCAUGACUCAGGAUGUAGAACUGUCAAACAAUCAGAAAGUUCCUGGUUUGAUCCCCAGCUGCUUCAGAGAACUUGUUGAAGUGCCCUUGAGCAUGACACUUAACACUAAGUGCUCGUAAAGUUGUCAUCAGUGAAGGAACAAGUUAGUGGGAAUAGAUGAAUGGGACAAAUUAUCCAUUGAUUAGAAAAGUAAAUGUAUUUAUCUACAGUAUUGUAUAUUUUUGUCGGGCCAAUAUGUUUUAU
Molecule: messenger RNA, 5273 nt
Organism: Pleuronectes platessa (European plaice)
Lineage: Eukaryota; Metazoa; Chordata; Actinopteri; Pleuronectiformes; Pleuronectidae
Exons: 10
Coding region: 3700-4305 (201 amino acids)
Biological process (GO): response to bacterium
Source: RefSeq, a predicted model, not a curated record